CUCUCUGCUCCCCUUUUCUUCGAUCUCAUCUCGUGUCUCUCUCUCUCUCUCUCUCUCUCUCACUCUCUCUCUCUCUCUCUCUCUCUCAAAUGGAGAUCGGCGUCGGCCAGAUCUGAACCGUUUUCACUCUCUCCCUCGCAGGUUUUAAUGGUGGUCGAAUGUCUGUAAGUGUGGAAGAACCCAAUCAAUCCCCGCCAUUUCUAAUCCUCUUGGAUCGAGAUCUCUUCCAAUCUCAAUGGCUUCCACGUCUACCCUGUCUCCUCCAUAUGCUCUCGAGAUCCGAGACCAGUACGACGAGAAAGAGGAUUUCGCCGACAGCAAAUGCGCUAUCGUUACGGUGCUGAAGGAUGGACUUGCAACUUUACACGUUCCCUAUGCAUAUGGAUUUGCAAUUAUAUUGCUCACUGUUAUUGUGAAGGUGGCUACAUUGCCUUUGACAAAGAAGCAGUGGGUGGGUUUCUUAUUAGCACUGGACUCUUGAGCAGAAAUGGGAAAGGCACCGAUGUUGAUGGUAGCAUUCUCUUCCACUACAUUGGCAAUGUUGAUGCCAUUGUUCAGAAAUGGCAAUGUGGAUGGAUGGCAUGAUCUCCACUGGAGUAAAUCAGGCAUUACAUAUAGUUGCUAGAAUAUUAUUUAAAUGGAUUUUAAAUAAUCAUCAUGGUGAACCCUGCAAAUUUAAGGGUGCCCGUCUCUCUUCCAACAGUUUCCUUCAUUGUGGCCCACUUGAAUAAUAGGUCAGCUUAAUUUUUUGGCCCUAUGGCUCUAGGCCUAACGUGAGAUUACACAUUUGGUGAUGUAAUCUAAUGGAACCUUCAGUUGUCAUGUUAUUGUGAUAGGUGUCCAUGAUGGGCUUUUCAAAUUGGGUUGGUGUUUUCCAAUGCUAGGCCAACCAGAACUUGGGUCUGAACCCAAGUUACAUCCCUAGACCAAGCAUGCACUUGGGCCCAACACUUCUUCUUUACUUUGUAAUGGGUGCCACUGCUAGCUAACUAUCAUAGUAAUAAAAAAUCUGCAUAUUUGCAAAUUGCUUUGAAACUGAAAUUCACUCUUUUGGGUCUGUGUAUCUUCUUUCAAUAUGAUUCAGUCCACUUGAUCUAUUUGAUGAUAUAGAUACACCAAUGCAGAGAAUAUCUUCUUUUCUUUUUUGGUAAAUUGAAAUUCAUUACAUGCCCACUUUAUCAGUUAUAAUAUCUGGACUGCAACAUUUCAGGAUGCAGGGGGAACUUGGUGCAAAUGCUAUAUUAGUUGUGUCAAUUGCUGCUUGUAAAGCUGGUGCUGCUGAAAAGGAGGCAAGUUUUUUUUUUUUUUUUUAUAUGUUUAUUGCCAAGCUGACCUGUUUUUAAAGCCAUGCCCCAGGCGAUUUUUUCCUGUGUUUCAAUUUUCAUUUGCUUCAAUGUUUCUAGUACUUUUUAUACUAUUGCUCUUCAAAAAUUUUACUACUUU
Messenger RNA from Magnolia sinica, 1443 nucleotides. RefSeq lists its product as uncharacterized. Gene Ontology annotation, cellular component: chloroplast thylakoid membrane. Gene Ontology annotation, molecular function: membrane insertase activity. NCBI's taxonomy places the organism in Eukaryota, Viridiplantae, Streptophyta, Magnoliopsida, Magnoliales, Magnoliaceae. The transcript has 5 exons. The record is from RefSeq and is a predicted model, not a curated record. Gene Ontology annotation, biological process: protein localization to chloroplast; protein insertion into membrane; thylakoid membrane organization. Bases 322 to 585 code for a protein of 87 amino acids.